AAUACUUUCCUUUCCCAGGUUUUUCAGUUCUUGAAUGCAAAAUGUGAGUCUGCAUUCCUUUCCAAGAGAAACCCCCGUCAAAUCAAUUGGACUGUUCUAUAUAGGCGUAAACACAAGAAAGGACAGUCAGAAGAGAUACAGAAGAAGCGCACGCGCCGUGCUGUUAAGUUUCAAAGGGCUAUUACUGGUGCAUCUUUAGCUGAGAUUAUGGCUAAACGAAAUCAGAAGCCUGAAGUACGAAAGGCGCAGAGGGAGCAAGCUAUUAGGGCUGCAAAAGAAGCCAAGAAGGCUAAACAGGCAACUAAGAAAACAGCUGUUUCUGCUGCAAAGGCUCCCACAAAGGCAGCACCUAAGCAGAAGAUUGUGAAACCAGUGAAGGUUUCUGCUCCCCGUGUUGGUGGAAAGCGCUAAUUUGCCAAACUGUUAGCGGUCCUGAAUAAACACUUUCAUAACUUG
Messenger RNA from Struthio camelus australis, 456 nucleotides. Lineage: Eukaryota; Metazoa; Chordata; Aves; Struthioniformes; Struthionidae. The record is from RefSeq and is a predicted model, not a curated record.